Molecule: messenger RNA, 4048 nt
Organism: Manduca sexta (tobacco hornworm)
Lineage: Eukaryota; Metazoa; Arthropoda; Insecta; Lepidoptera; Sphingidae
Product: guanylate kinase
Exons: 5
Coding region: 205-828 (207 amino acids)
Biological process (GO): purine nucleotide metabolic process
Cellular component (GO): cytosol
Molecular function (GO): GMP kinase activity
Source: RefSeq, a predicted model, not a curated record
UAUUUGAUACUAGUGCGAAAUUCGUGCUAAAUACAAUAUUUUCCCGCAUAUAGAUUUAAUCUUUGGCCACAUUGAUCGUUUUCUUUCCGUGAGGCCCUUCUUUUACAACAGUGUUUCAUUAUUCUUUGAGUGUGAGGUGUUCCGCUUCUGAUACAGGGUUCUUAUAAAAAUACCGCCACGUUUUUAUUAAAAUUAUUUGCGAAAAUGGUGCAAAAAGGACCUCGUCCUCUUGUACUUUGUGGACCUUCAGGGUCAGGAAAAAGUACACUGCUCAAGCGUUUGCUGAAAGAAUUUCCCGAUAAAUUUGGAUUCAGCGUAUCUCACACAACGAGGGGCCCUCGCCCAGGAGAAAAAGACGGUGUGCACUACCAUUUUACUAAUAAAACUGACAUGACUGCCGCUAUAGAAAGAGGAGAAUUUAUAGAAUCUGCCACAUUCAGUGGAAACAUGUAUGGGACGAGCAAGCAAGCUGUCAAUGAUGUGAGACGCACUGGUAAAAUUUGUGUAUUAGACAUUGACAUUGAAGGUGUGAAGCAAAUCAAGCAUACUGACCUUGACCCGCUACUUGUGUUUGUGAUGCCACCGUCGGUUAAUGAAUUGGAGAGACGGCUUCGGGCCCGCAACACAGAAAAUGAGGAUACCUUGAAGAAAAGGCUGGAUACUGCUCGAAGGGAAAUCUCAUUUGGUGAGGAGCCAGGAAACUUUCACAUCACAAUCUUAAAUGACAACUUGGACAAGGCUUACUCUGAUUUACGUGAGUUUAUUUCACAGAACAUUGAGGACAAAGAACAAGAUGACAAGACAGAAAAAGACACAAAUGAAAAGUGAACAACAUUGCAUGAAGCUUUGUUUCAAUCAUGUUUAUAAUAAAUUGAUAUUAGGUGUGUGUUUAGAAUUAAACUUAGAAAUUAUUUUACUAUGUGAAUUUAUUUGCAGGCUUUUAGAAUGUAGUGGAAAUUAUAAAUAUUAAAUCAGUGUAACUGAUAAAAAUGUUAUAUUUAGAAAAUCACAAAUCCUGCCAAAAAAUCACAUAUUAAAUUAAUGAGACCCAAUGAUGCCCCAAAAUGAUUAGCAUGUCAUUAAAUGCAAUAAUUUAUAAGGAAAGUGUGAAUCUACCUCUUAUAUGUAGCACAUAGUGACUACUCCCUGAAACCUAAAAUACUAAAGAGAUUUUGUUUGGCUGAAUUUGUUUGUGAUUACAUCUUUACACAGUUGUUUCUUGUUAUGUUGUGAUAAAUAUUGAAAGUACUACAAGCCAUUCCACUUAUUUGUGUAUUUAAUUCAUGGAGUCAAGAUUUUCAAUCUAUUUAUUUGUAGAUAUGUUAUGGUAAAUUAUAAUAAUUAUUAUCUUCAAUAAUAUUUUUUCAUAAUAAAUCUAAAAUAUUUAUACAGUGUACUAAUUUGAUUUACAACAAAGUUUUUAGCAGGGCCCUGUAUAGUAACUAUCCUAACUUUUUAUGGUGAGAAAUGUUGAAAAUUAUUAGAUCUUUCUGUAUAAGCCAUUUAGAUAUCUGCUGAAAAAAAAAAUGUUUUUUUACUGUUAUCAGCAUAAUGUUAUAAUUUGAUUGUAGAACUUUGAAGAUUUUUGAAUUUAGAUUGGUUUAUUCACUGUCCCUUGUUGAAAUUCUUAUGAUGGUAUAUAGAGGGCUGCACUGCUCUAAUGUAUUAUAAUAAAAUUGUGCCAUUUUAAUAAGCACUGUACCAUUACAAGAAUUCUUAGAUUUAAGAACACUUCUCAUUUUUGCGUACGGCUAAAAUAACUGAUACAGGACUUUUCUGAAAACUGUGUAAUAUAAGUUUUUUUUUUUUUUCAUUUUAGGUUAUUUAAAUUGUUAAGGCAUAAUACUUAUGAGUCUGAUAGAUACCUAUCACAGAUAUCGCGGAUAUUUUAUUAGAGUUUAAUAUUACUUAAAAUUCCAAAAUAUUUCAUAGUUAAUAAUGAAAUCUUAAUAUUGUGAAAGGGUUUUUAACCUCUAUGGAGCAUGAAUAUAAUAAUUAAUUUAAUAAUUGAAUAGAUAUGAUAAUAAUCCGAAUUUAUUGGUUUCUGUAUAAUUUUGCGCAUUUUUCAGUGCCAAAUUUCACCAUUAGUGCCCACUGUUGUAUGUGGUGUAUCCAAAAGGAAUAAAGGAAUUGUUUAUAGUUCCGUUAAACUUUUGUUGAUAUUUAUACAUUAAUAACUAUUUUAGAAUUUAUAUAACUUUCUAUUCUUUAUAUAUUUGCAAUAUCAAAAUACUAAAGAAUAUCGUCAUAAAUUAUAGUCGCCAUGUAAAUUAAAGGAAGAACAUAAAAAAGAAUUAAUAUAAUAUGGAAUUUAUAAAAUGUUCGGCAUGUAAUAGAGAAUCUUACUUUGCAAAAAAUGAUAAAAUGCAUAAAUAAGGUACUUACUUCUUACAAAUAUUAAAAUUUUGAUUCAUAAAGAUGUCAUUUCUAUUCAAUUUAACUUCGCAUUUUUUUUAUCUCUACAAAAGCAGGAAACGAUCACCGUUAACGUGACAUCAAUAGAUAGUUAACAUGUUGUUUACAAUACAUUCUUUUGUUUUGAUUAGCAAUUUGUCAAAUCCCACUCUUAAUAAAAUAACGGCCUAUUUCAAAAUUGUUAGUUUGUGGUAGUCGUCGAAAAACUAAUUUUUGCUUGCUACCUUUUUUUAAGUCGCUAUAAAAUUGAGCUUAUUAAAGAUAGGUAAAAAAUGAAACUUAUAGCAUGAAUAAAAGGGGGGAAAACUAAAAGGUCGCAUAGAAAUUGAUUGUUUGACAAUUCCCACAAAUUGGCAAUUUUGGAAAGGGUCAUUAUUUUAUUAAGAAUGAGAAAUAGCUUUUUAUAAAUAGACUUGAAAUGGUUUCAUUGUGAAUAUUGUUGAUAUUUCACAAAUUAUAUUUUUGGACAUUGACUGAGUUCACGAAUCAAAUCAGCAUGGCGGCUAGCGGUUUUGUGCGGUAUUUUAUAACAUCAUUCAUAAUUAAAUUUAUGUUAUAAUUUUUAUGGCACUUAUCUUAAACUCAUUAAUUAAUAUCAUUAAACUUAAUAAAAUUUAUAGUGGCUUAUCCAUAUUUGCAAUCAAAACAAGAUAUUUAAAUGAAUGGUUAAACACCCUGUAACCCUGUAGAAACCCCAAAUAUUUGCUCUAAGUAUGUUUAUAUGUAAUUAAAAAUUAUUUUGGUUAUAUUUACAGGGUAGAAACUGUCAGGCACAUAUUAUUAACAUUGCUUGUAUUCAAAAAAUAAUCCAGAAAUUAAUUUACUUAGUAUGCAUUUUUAUAUAGAAAAAAAAAUAUCUUUCUACAAAAAACCCGGUGAUAUAUAUGUUUAUAAAGUAACUAAAGUUAAAUGCUCUAAAACAGUUCUUAAUUUAUGAAGCAUAAAAAGGUACCUUUUAAGAAUAAAUACUAAAAUAUAUAUUUAAAUAUAUCAAGCUGAUAGGACCGCCUCAAAGUUUUUUUGACUCAGAUUUGCAUAAAACCAAGGUAAUUUUAGGAAGAAAGAUCUUGUUUCCAUCUUGUAUGUAAAGUAUAGUGACUACUCACAGGUGUGAUUCUUGUAGCUUGUAGGAAAACCUAGUUCAAGAGCCAGUGUUAUGUUUUAAAGCUGCAGUAAAACCCAAUGAAGUUUUAGUUUUAUUAUUAUUGACAUUAAUAAUUUCAUAAUAUUACACAUUGUUAAAAUUUAUGUUCUUGUAGUUCUUAGAAAAUGUACUUAUAUAUGUUAUCAAAUAAUCAUUUAAAAUAAAUUUGUGCAUUUGGAUUUUAGUUCUUCGUGGGCUGUGACGCAGUGCGACACGGAAGAGUUUGUUUUACUAACAUAAUAUGACGUCAUAGGUGUUGAGCUUUAUAACAAUAUAAAUCACCUCCAUAUCGGUGUUCAAUUUCAAAACCAUUCCAUGAAAGCUAGCCAAGCUGCAGUGUAUAAUUAUUGUGAUUUGCAUAUAUGUAUAUCUAAAUAUUGACUUAUUAUGAUAAUAUUGUGUUUAUGUGCAAAAUGAGUUGUUACGCAUUCAAGAAUAUAUAUUUAAUGUUUGUGUAAAAUAAAAUUAUUAAAAUUAUAACGCUGUAUA